This is a messenger RNA of Capronia coronata CBS 617.96, 210 nucleotides long. RefSeq lists its product as uncharacterized. The record is from RefSeq and is a predicted model, not a curated record. Lineage: Eukaryota; Fungi; Ascomycota; Eurotiomycetes; Chaetothyriales; Herpotrichiellaceae. Gene Ontology annotation, biological process: protein secretion. The transcript is spliced from 2 exons. The coding region runs from base 1 to 210 and encodes 69 amino acids.
AUGGCUUCCCUUGCACAGCCGUGGCUAAUUUCCAAGAUUUUCGACCCUAUCUUUGCGGUGUGUGUCGGCUUGUCUGCGGCCACGCUACGUAUCCAGCGAGAACAACGUGAGAAAUACCCCGACCAGGAUUCCAGCCUGGCGGCACUCUGGCAGAAAAGUGUCAGGAUGACGCGCAGAUACUUCAGCGACGGGAUCAAGACGGGCAAGUAA